AUGGCUGACGUCCCUGAGGAUCACGUUUCCGGCCUGGAAGACGGUGAACUGCCCGAGCCUCCCAGAAACGAAACAGCCGAAGAACGGUCUGAAUUUCUUAGCUUGCAUGAAAAUGUCGACCCCAAAACCUUGGCAGCAACAGGCCCGGAGCUACCCGCAGAGACUGACCAAGAGCUACAGCCAGACACCGAGGAAGAGGACUUAGAGGGGGUGCCCGAAAGUGCUAAGAAUGCGCAGCGAAAACCCAGUGGGACACCCGAGGGAGAAAAUCCCAAGGAGUCCGAGGUUGACCUAUUCAGCGAAACUGAUCCAGGGAUUCCCCAAGAGGUAAAGUCAGAGAUACACGAAGAGAAAAGAGAGAUUUCCAAAGAUGCGGAGGUCCCUAUGGAUGAAAAGGGUGAGAGGCCAGACCUAGAGCCACCAGGGGAGGCUAAGCCAAACGUUACUGAGGAUGUGCUCCUAGAGUCAGCCAUGGAAGAAGAUACAGAGCCACCAACUGAAGCCGUGUCUGAGAUUUCAAGGUCCACAAUCAGGGAGAAAAGUUCAGAGUCACUAAAGAACUCAGAACAGGAGGUUCCAGAGGAAUCACUUAGAGAGCAAGAUGAAGAAACAGGCCAAGACUCUCCAGAGCAGACCAAACCAGAUUUUCCAAGUGAGAAACCAAGAAAAUCAGAUGAAGACACAGAUUUACAGCCACCAAAGGAAACACAGAGAGAGUCAACUGAGGAGAAAACAACAGAGUCACCUGCUAAACCAGAGUUCCAAGAGCAGAAACCAAGACAGUCCAAGGAGGCAGGGAUAGAGGUUCCAAAAGAGACUAAACCAGAGUCAGGUCUAGAGCUUUCAGAAGAGACUAAACCAGAGAUUCCAGAGAUGAAAAGAAAGUCAGCUGAGGAGGAAGGGACAGAGCUACCUGAACAGACUAAACCAGAGUUUCAAGACCACAAACCAAGAAAGUCUACUGAUGAGAAACUUCCAGAGCCAGUAAAAGAGGUCAGAUCAGAAUUUCCUGAGGAAGAAUCAAGAAAACCAAUUGAGGAAACAAAUCUAAAGCAAUCAGAAAAAACUAAACCAGAAAUUUCAAAGAGAAGAAAAAAGUCAAGUAAAGAAAAAGUUCCAAAACCCCCAGAGACUGUUCUAGUGCUACCACAAGAGAUCAAACCAGAGAUUCAAGGGGAGACACAAACAAAGCCAACUGAGGAGUAUAAUCUACAGUUACCACAUGAAGCCAAACCAAGCAACAAAGAUGUAGUAUUUCCCAAGGGAGUCAGGCCAGAAUCAGUCAAAUCUAAACAUUAUGCAGAUAGGGAUGAGCAACAGUACCCCAAGUAUCAAACAGGAAAGUUUUUUCUAAAAGAAACUGAAGAAGGAAAAACAAACUAUUUUACAUUCAGAUCUCUCAGAGAAGAUACAAUGAAUUCAAUUGAAGCAGAUUAUGAGUUUACUCAGGAGCUCCAAAACUUGCUUACUGAAAUCAGUGCACAUCCCUCAGAGUCUCAAAAAAAAUUAAGAGAAUGUGUUGGUGAAAAAAAAGUUGAAGACUUUUCCCAAAAGUCAAAGCAAGAUAAAACCCAGCCAAAAACAAAGACUAAGUUAAAAUUUGACCAUCUUGAUUGGGACCCAGAGAAAGUUGCAGAAUGGAUUAGCCAGCUAGGGUUCCCUCAAUACAAGGAGUGUUUUAUUGCAAACUUCAUCAGUGGCCGAAAACUCAUCCAUGUAAACUGCUCAAACCUUCCUCAGAUAGGGAUAACAGAUUUUGAGGACAUGAAGGUAAUUUCUCGGCAUGCGCGGGAGCUACUAGGAAUUGAAGAGCCAUUAUUCAAACGCAGCAUCUGCCUUCCCUAUAGGGACAAUAUUGGCUUAUUUUUAGAGCAAAAAGGUCAUACUGGGAUAAAAUCUGAUUCCUUGACCUUACCUGAAUUUGUCAAAGCAGCAGGAUUAGAGGAUUAUGCUCCCCAGGUAACUUCCCCUGAAGAGGAUGAGGCAUUAUCUGGCAGUGAACCAUAAGGGAAAGCCAUUUCACUCACUUUGAAUGAUCAAACUAAAUUCCUUGGGGGAA
Messenger RNA from Nycticebus coucang (slow loris), 2059 nucleotides. RefSeq names its product sterile alpha motif domain containing 15 (gene SAMD15). Bases 1 to 2007 code for a protein of 668 amino acids. NCBI's taxonomy places the organism in Eukaryota, Metazoa, Chordata, Mammalia, Primates, Lorisidae. Gene Ontology annotation, molecular function: protein binding. The transcript has 3 exons. The record is from RefSeq and is a predicted model, not a curated record.